UUAGUUUUAACCUCACCGCUGUCAGUGUCAGUCGUCAUCGCAAAUUGCAUAUGUUUUUUUUUGCUAACCCUUGCCUUUUUAAUAUAAAACAUGUUAGAUUUAUUCACAAUAUUUAGUAAGGGAGGCAUUGUGUUAUGGUGCUUUCAAAGUACUAGUCAAAUAUUUACGCCAUCGAUAAACGCUUUAAUAAAAACUGUUAUCCUACAGGAACGUACUGGAAGCAAUUCAUUUGAUCGUGAUGGAUUAACCUUGCAGUAUAAGUUGGACAAUGAAUUCGAUUUAGUCUUCGUUGUCGCAUACCAAAAGAUCUUACAACUGUCGUAUGUCGACAAAUUUUUGAACGACAUUCAUUUAGAGUUCCGUGACAAGUAUAAAAAUGACCUCACAAACACCACAUGUUUUCGAGAAUUCGAUUUCAUGUCUACCUUCAACGAGACCUUACAGGCUGUCGAGCGUUGGUCAAAAUCGCAGGCCAAGGUGCCUAAGCAAAUGAAAUCGUAUGAAGAGUCAAUUAAGUCUAAGAAAACUGUCGCCUCGAUGAUCGAACGAAAAGGUGAAGAUAAGAAUAAGACCAAUAAAAAGAAGCUAGUUAAUUUCGCACCAGAUGCCGGUGUAGAGAACUCAAAACCAAUUUCACCUGAAAACAAUGUACAAAACGGUAGUAUUGAUGAAGAUACUAUUGCUAAUAAUAGACUAAAAUUUGCCAUGAAAAUGGGUGGUAAGAAAAAAUCUGACACAAAAAAGAGCCCCAAACCCGAAAAGGAGAAAGCUGGAAAGAAACCGCGAGUUUGGGAGCUGAGCGGUUCGACGCAAGAUGUGCAAUCUUUAGAACGGACUGUAGACAAACCCGAAGACAUGCAGAGCCACUACACUGCUGAUGAAGAGUUUGUAGGGCAAAUGAAAGGGAGUAUAAAGGAUAUUGAGAUUGACUCAUCAAGUGAAGAAGAAGAUGAAGAAGAAGAAGUACAGGAGCAGAAAACAAAAAAAAGUCCUUCCAAGGGUGGUAUGUUUUCGUUAUUUAAAAGUUUGGUCGGUUCAAAAAGUCUCACCAUGGAUGACAUGAAGCCCGUUUUGGAGAAGAUGAAGGACCAUCUAAUCAUGAAGAACGUUGCCGCCGACAUAGCGAUCAAGCUCUGUGAUUCGGUCGCCACCAAAUUGGAGGGGAAGGUUUUGGGUACGUUCGAAAGUAUUGCCAGUACGGUUAAGAACACGUUAACGGAGUCUUUGGUGCAAAUUUUAAAUCCGGAAAGGCGCGUCGACAUUUUGAGAGAUUGCAUGGAGGCGCAGAAACACGGAAGGCCUUACGUUAUGGCGUUUUGCGGCGUCAACGGUGUGGGUAAAUCGACGAACCUGGCGAAAAUUUGUUUUUGGUUGAUCGAGAAUAACAUGCGAGUGCUGAUUGCGGCAUGCGAUACGUUUAGAGCGGGCGCUGUUGAGCAAUUGCGUACGCAUAUGAGGCACUUGAAUGCUUUACAUCCGCCGGAACGCCACAAUGGACAGCAGAUGGUUCAGUUGUACGAAAAGGGUUACGGAAAGGACGCCGCGGGUAUUGCAAUGGAAGCAAUUCGUUAUGCGAAAGAUAUAAAGAUUGACGUUGUGCUUAUCGACACCGCGGGUCGUAUGCAGGACAACGAACCACUGAUGCGCGCAUUAUCAAAACUGAUCAAAGUGAACGAGCCUGACUUGGUUUUGUUCGUGGGAGAAGCACUAGUUGGAAACGAGGCUGUGGAUCAGUUAGUUAAGUUUAAUCAAGCUCUUGCCGAUUUCUCUUCCAGCUCCAAUCCUCAUAUUAUCGAUGGAAUGGUACUAACAAAAUUUGAUACCAUUGAUGAUAAGGUCGGAGCGGCAAUUUCAAUGACAUAUAUCACGGGACAACCCAUUGUAUUUGUAGGAACUGGACAAACUUAUACAGAUUUAAAAUCACUUAACGCUAAAGCAGUCGUUCAUGCUCUUAUGAAAUAAAAAAAUUCCUUUUUUCCAUUUUCACUUGUUAAAAUAAUAUUUUAAUGUUGGUGUUGGAUUUUUUACUUUCGUUUUUAAAUUCUUUAAAAUCGGUAAUUAAGCGUAAGUCUUUAUACCUUCAAGUUUACGCAUGUGUUUAUAUUUUAUAUAAAUUAUGUUAUAUUUUUACAAAAUAUUAGUACUGUUAA
Molecule: messenger RNA, 2150 nt
Organism: Photinus pyralis (common eastern firefly)
Lineage: Eukaryota; Metazoa; Arthropoda; Insecta; Coleoptera; Lampyridae
Gene: SrpRalpha
Product: signal recognition particle receptor subunit alpha homolog
Exons: 7
Coding region: 91-1962 (623 amino acids)
Biological process (GO): SRP-dependent cotranslational protein targeting to membrane
Cellular component (GO): endoplasmic reticulum membrane; signal recognition particle receptor complex
Molecular function (GO): signal recognition particle binding; ATP hydrolysis activity; GTPase activity
Source: RefSeq, a predicted model, not a curated record